AUGGCCACACUCGUGGACCUUGUUCCCCAAGUCACGUCGCUGCUGGCAGCAUCCCAAGUGCAUGGAGGCUCUCUGAGGCUUUCCACACUCAACUCGCAAGCCCCGUCGCAGACUACGCAGGCUCCCGAGGAACAGGACCGGCUGCGUGGUGCCGUCGCCGACGCUCUCGCCGCCGUCGACGACGAUGGCCUUGCCUCGUUGCUUAGGGAUAACAUGACACCGGAAACCAUCGGCAGCAUGCUCCCACUGCUCAAGACCAUCUUCUUUGGCUGCGCCACGGCCUCGGACGCGUCUGUGGCGCGGCGGACCGCAGUCUACACCACCAUCAUCAGCUGUUUUGCCGACGCGCGGCAGAUGCUGGAGACCAAGGCCAUCCAGGCGGUCAUCUCGCUCCUGCUGGUCGAGCUGGAGCACUUUCCGCCGACGGCGCUCGUCGCGCUCCUCGACCACUACGCAGACCUCUUCCACGCCGGCGACGUCACUUGGGGUGCGGCGCUCGAGUUUGUGCCUGCGCUACUCUCCAAUGUAGAGAGCCUCGCCGAGGUGCCCGGGCUCGGCAUCUCGGGAGCUGAGUUCCAGUCUAACUUUGUCGGCAAGAUCAUCCGGGCGCCGCUGCCGCCGGUCAUUGUCACCCCGCUCACCACCAUGUUCAAGGACAUCUCGCUUACCUCGCCUGACCUGCUCAAGGUCUUUGUCCGCAUUUUUGAGCUCUUUCCGGCCCUGGAGAUCCAGGAACUCCCUUCGCUUGUCUACCACCUGCUCCUCCUCGGCUCCAAGGGCCACCGCGCCUUCCUCCUCUCGUCGAUCAUCAAGGCCUUUGACGCCCAGCCGCCUCACGCCCGUGACACCGCCGUCGAGUCUACUGUCGCGCUCCAUGUCAACUUUGCCAUGAAGCAGGAUCUCAAGCUCGGCAAGGAGCUGCUCAAGGUGGCCAAGCGCGACACGCUGGCGCUCACUCCGUUUGCGCUCUCGCUCCUCCUCUCGUCGGCGCUCAUCUCGCGGUUCGAGGAAUCGGUUGUCGAGAUUGUCAAGCACGGCUUGCUUGCGUCGGCCAAGGACGCCGCUGCCCGCAAGGCCUCGAUCUGGCCGCUCCUGGUCGACGUUCCGCUCCCGCCGGUCUCGGACCUCGGCGCCGUCCUCGACACCGUUGUCGCCGCCACCACAGCAGGCUGGGACCUCCUCGUCCCACCACUGCUCAAAGUGGCGCUUGCGCUCUCGGACCUCACGCUGCGAUCGGUCGGCUACUCGCGCGAGCUGCUCGCCCAGUGCCACGCUCGCGCCGCCGCCAUGCUCACCACUCUGUUUGAGGCUCACGAGAUGGCACGUGCGCCGCUGCUGGAGCAAGUCUUUGCCCGGGUCAUCACCCUUGCCCCGUCGGCCGAGGCUAACAUUGCCCUCCUCGCCACGCUCGUCGUCCGCAACCCAUCGCGGUUCAUUCCAUUUGCCACAAAGGUCAAGGAGCUGGUCAACUACCUCUCGUACCUUAAUCUCGCCACCGCCGCCGCCCUCAUUGCCGCCCUCAUUCCGCUCGCCUCGGUCCUGCCGUCGUUUCUGGACCAUCUCAUGCUUGUCCUCAAGAAAAGUUUGUUCAAUCGCGAGCUCACCUCGCGGCUGGUGGCACUCUCGGGCUUUGUCGCCCUCCUCCGCGCCCUUUGCAUCGACGAGACGCCAGCGAGCAACACCUCGCAUGUCUCGACCGCCAGCUCGGCUACCGGGGCCGCGUCGCUCGAUCUCUUCUCGUUCUCGCAAGCGCCGCCGAUGAACAGCAACGGCGCCGCUGCCGCGCCCAGCACGCGCGCCGAGACCAACCCCGACGACUUUCGGCUUGUCCUUCCCAACGGCCACGCCCUGGCGCUGGAGAUCCUGGGCCAUCUCAAGCGCUGCCUGACUCAACAAUACGCCGUCCGCGCGCUUCUGUACGAUGCCCUGCCCGAGGUUGCUGCCCGCGUUCCGGCGCUCGGCCAGGACGUGCUGGAGCUCCUCUACUUUCAGCUCUCCAAGUACUACGUCAAGGCUUCAACCGGGCCGCCGCUCAACCUGGGUGGGGCGGUUGUCGUCAAGCCGGAUGCCGAGUUGGUGGUGGUUGUCGACGACCUGCCGGGGCUCCUUCGCGCCGUGCGCAAGGCGCUCUCGGCCGUCGCCAAGCCCGAUGGCGGCUUUGAGCGCGCCACCUUUGCCGCUGCGCUCUCGACCAUGUUUGAGUCCAUUUGCGAGCGAUCGGCUGCAUGCAACGCCGAGGACUACGAGCUCGACAAGACGGCCAACUUUGAUCCCGCAGUCGUGGCCGGUGCCGCCAACCACACUCGUGCCACCCUAUUGCUUGGUCUCCACGAGGUGCUCAUCGAGACUGCGGUCUCGCGCGAAGCUGCGCGCGGCGCGUCCAACAUCCUCGGCCCAGCCCUCGUCGAGUACGCCAAGUACCACGAGCUCCGCAAGCGCGUCAAUGGUGCAGCCGGCACCCGCAAGGGCAAGUUCAAGAAGGGCAAGGGCAUGGGCCCAGGCCGGUCGGCCCUGCUCAAGGCGCUUGUCCGCGAGCAGUCGCGGACAAAGCUCUCGUGGACUUAUCGAGUCAAGAUGCUCAAGGCUCUGUUUGCUCUCCCGGCCGAUGGCUCGGUCGCACACGCCCCGUCACUCCUCCGGCACAUCAUGCUCACGCUUGUCGCUGAUCUCAGCGAGGGUGCCAAGCUUGUCCGCUCGGCCGGCGCCGAGUCGAUCGGAAGCGCCAGCGGUAGCGGUAGCUCGGCCCAGGACGACGCGCUCGGGGGCUUUGGCGCGCCGCUCAACCCGGUUGCUGCAGCCCGCUUCCUUGCUCGGCUGCCCUCGGUCUGCUCGCGCCUUGUCCCGCUCCUUGCCGCUCAGUUUGACGCUGUCAAGGUGCUGUACGCGGUCGAGAUCGACGCUGCGCUUGCCGCCGCACCGCCGCCGCAGGUCGGUGACAACUACGGCGACGCCACGCCUCUGCUCACACUUUGCCUCUCGGCACUGCACGAGGCGCUGGCAGUGGUGGCGCCGCACCCGGCUCGCUUUGCCAAAGUCCUCUCGUCGCUGGUAAGCGGCUCUGCCGAUGCGCCGCUGCGCGAUGCCAUGGGCGUCCUCAAGUCGUGGGCGAGCGCGCUCCUUGAUGCCGCCUGGUUUGAGCCGCUCUCGUCGGUCCUCGACACGCUAGUCCACCUUCUCGACAACCACACCCCUGUUGCCGACUACGUGCAGCACGAGGCGUGGGCCCGCAGCUUCAUCGAGCGCAAGGCCAUUCUGGACGAGGGUGUGGCGCGCAAGCUCCUGCACUUUUUCAUCACUGUCUCGGUGGCCGACGUCGAGGACUCCCAGCUCAAGCUUGCUGCCGAUGUCAACAGGCUGUUUGGUGGCCUCGAUAUGUCGACCUACGACGGCGAGGUCGAGUGCGAGAUUGUUUGCGAUGCCAACGGGACCGUGGUAGUCAAGCAGGUGCUCGCCGGUGUCGAGGUUGCGCUCGGCCACGUCGAGUGGCUCCUCUCACUCCUCGACUCGCUCCCUCCCUCCGACCGCGGAUCCGAGAUGUACAAGGAGCUCUUUGAUGCGCUCUGUGUCCGACUCCUCGACGAGACCGCCGUCCUCCGCGCGCUCUCAUCGUCGUCGAUGCGCAACGGCCAAGCCUCGGACGUCCUGCUUAAGUCGCUCAUCCACUUUUACCGCACCUCGCUCCUGGUCAUCAAGCACGUGCUCGCGGUCAAAAAGGCCAAGCCGUCGUCGCGGCUGCAGAAGCUCGUUGCCAACGCCGCCGAGCUCGCCGGUCUCACCUACAACCUCGUCAACUACCUGCAGUCGUACGUAAUCAAUGCCUCGACGGCCCGUAUCGCCCGCGAGCAAAAGCUCAUCCCAGGCCUCAUCUUUGCCAUCGAGCAGUACGAAGUCAACGUGCUCUCGCUAGCCCAGUCAUCGGGAACAUCGCUCGUCCGCAACUUUAAGCGCUCCCGCCAGGACGAGAUCGACGGCAAGUCCAAGAAGCGUGCCCGCUACGGCUCGGACGACGAUCCGCCAGGCUCGCCGGGCUCGUCGCAGGUCGACGACGACAGCGGACGGCCACACAAACGGUGA
This is a messenger RNA of Thecamonas trahens ATCC 50062, 4074 nucleotides long. Its product is annotated as fanconi anemia group I protein. Gene Ontology annotation, molecular function: DNA polymerase binding. The coding region runs from base 1 to 4074 and encodes 1357 amino acids. Gene Ontology annotation, biological process: DNA repair. The transcript has 3 exons. Lineage: Eukaryota; Apusomonadida; Apusomonadidae. The record is from RefSeq and is a predicted model, not a curated record.